Messenger RNA from Sebastes umbrosus (honeycomb rockfish), 1643 nucleotides. Its product is annotated as lysophosphatidic acid receptor 6-like. Gene Ontology annotation, cellular component: membrane. Lineage: Eukaryota; Metazoa; Chordata; Actinopteri; Perciformes; Sebastidae. The record is from RefSeq and is a predicted model, not a curated record. Gene Ontology annotation, molecular function: lysophosphatidic acid receptor activity. The coding region runs from base 247 to 1107 and encodes 286 amino acids. The transcript has a single exon. Gene Ontology annotation, biological process: phospholipase C-activating G protein-coupled receptor signaling pathway; positive regulation of Rho protein signal transduction.
CGUGACAUUAUGAGACUUUUAAAGUAAAUUUGUUUAUUCGUUAAUGUCACAGUGACCACAGUUCCUGAGUUGAGUCACUUACAUUUCCUGUCACUUUUUAAAUCUGCCCUCCCAAUCUGUCAUUUUCAACUUUUAACCUCACUCCACGCAGAUAAAGAGCAGAGGGAGGAACUGAUGUGUCGUGCACUUAUAGAGCGCAGCAUUCAGUAAAGCACACAGACACAUUGCUCUUCUCAUCAGGUAGACAUGAACAACACAAUGGAAGAUGGAUUCGAGCCAAAGCCGGUUUAUGCUGUGAUCCAUGGCUGUUUUCUGGCACUGGGUCUGCCUCUCAAUGCGGUUUCACUGUGGAUUCUGCUGAGACACCACGGCCUCAAAUCGCCCAGUGCCGUCUUCAUGGUCAACCUGGCCAUCUCUGACCUGCUGCUCGUCAUCUCCUUACCCAUGAGGGUCUACUUUUACGCCACGGGCACCUGGCCACUGAGCACAGAGGCAUGCAUAUGGAUAACAAUGCUCUAUCACAACAACAUCCGCUCCAGCGCCAUCUUCAUCACCUUCAUCAGCGUGGACCGGCUGCUGGCUGUGGUUUAUCCUCUGAGGUCGCGCCAUCUUCGAACCGCUUCCAACGCCUUGAAAGCUGUUGGACUCGUUUGGGUGUUUAUUGUGGUGAUGAACAUCCCAGAGAGAGUUGAAUUUUCAAGAUUUUUAAAGAACCUCAAUGGAUCCACCUGUUUUGAAUAUCCCCAACAUCAACUUCAUAAUAAAAUGGUAAUGGCUUAUCUUCAGUCUGUGUUAGUGCUCACCAUGCUGGCAGUCAACAUCGUGUGCACCACUUUGGUGUCUUGGACUCUACGCAGACAUCUGACUAACUCUGCAAGAGUCAACAACAAAGUGAAUGUCAUGCUAAUUUUUGUCAUGAACUUGCUUACGUUCACCAUAUGUUUCUUGCCUUUAUCGAUUGGUUUAUUAAGAUUUGGGACAUCUACGAUAACACCUUUAGUAUGUCUUGCUACUGUGAACUGCUGUCUGGAUCCACUGUUGUAUUACUUCUCUCUGGAUGCCUUCUGGAAGAAAAAAGAGGAUACAGAUCUUCCAAGAGAACAGUAGACAAAGGACCUGCUAUUUUCUUGAGAUGGCAUCAGAUUUUCCAUGUUUUCCAUUCUAAUUUUCCUAUUUUCCAGCAAAAUAGUUUGUUUGGGUGUGUCAUGCUCAUUUUGGCUUGUUUGUGAAAGUUGUAGAUCUCGUGAGAGAUGGGAAAGGCUAGGCUUGUAAAUAUACAGGUGUCAUGCUUAAUUCAUGCUUAAAGGCUGUAACAUGUCCAUAAAGAGUACAAACAGUUUCAGGAGAAAUGAUGACUCUUUAAGAAAUAUUGACAUUUUGCAAAAUACUUUUAUUUCCUUUCUUGCAGAGAGUUAGAUGAGAAGAUUGAUACCACUCACUCAGUAGUGCCCUGAUAUAAAACUAGAGCCUAGAGGCUUUUAAAGACAAGUUGUCAGAGGUGGAAAUUUCACACAGACACUGUUUUAAAAGAAAGUUAUUUAAAAGAAUGGUGUGUUGGCACAGUUCAAGCCAUCACAUUGAUUAAGAGAUUUUGUACAGAAACAAUAAAGGUGGUGCAGUAAAGCAAAAUGUGUAAAGUGAGG